Molecule: messenger RNA, 1677 nt
Organism: Salvia hispanica
Lineage: Eukaryota; Viridiplantae; Streptophyta; Magnoliopsida; Lamiales; Lamiaceae
Source: RefSeq, a predicted model, not a curated record
UUUACCAUAUAAAAAUGGGCAUUCUUGAUUACUACAAUUACCAAUACUGUAUCUUCCUCUUCCUCCUCCUCCUCCUUGUCCACCACUUCCGCCUAGCCGACAGGAGAGGGAAGAAACCGUGUGAGCCCACCAACUAUCCCGUCAUCGGCAUGCUCCCCGACGUCAUCCUCAACCUCCACCGCGCCCACGACUACCUCAAUCAGAUCCUCAACGACUGCGGCGGCACCUACUUGUUCAGGGGCCCCUGGCUCAGCAACAUGGACAUGCUCUUCACCUCCGAUCCCGCCAACAUCCACCACGUCUUCAGCCGAAACUUCUCCAAUUAUCCAAAGGGCCCUGAGUUCCGCAUCAUCUUCGACAUCCUCGGCGACGGCAUCUUCAGCGCGGACUUCGAGCUCUGGGAGAUUCACCGGAAAACCACGCUGGCCCUGCUCACGCAUGCCGACUUCAACGCCCGCCUCGAGAGAACCGUUUGGGGCAAGGUGGAAACAGGCCUUUUCCCUGUUCUUGAUCAUUUCUGCAGCGGAAUUGGAAUGGAUUUGGAUUUGCAGGAUGUUUUCCAGAGAUUCACUUUCGAUAACAUAUGCAAGCUUGUGUUGGAUCACGAUCCCUGCAGCUUGUCCCUCGACAUGCCUUACCUCCCCUGCGAGAAGGCCUUCAGUCACGUGGCGGAGCCGUUGCUGCGCCGCCACGUCACCCCGCGGGGUGUGUGGAAGCUUCUGAGACUGCUGAAGGUCGGCUCCGAAAGGAAGCUUCUCGAAUGUUCCAAAGCUUUUACUGAGUUCAUCUACCCGCACAUUAGAGGCGGCGGCGGCGGCUCUAUGCUCAGAGCAUUCGAGCGUGUUUACAGAGAGAAGAAGAUCGGGUCCACGGAUGGUCUGAGGGACUUCCUCAAGGACACCUCGCUGAAUCUGAUGUUUGCCGGGAGAGACACGACGAGCACGUGCCUCACGUGGCUCUUCUGGCUUGUCGCGCAGAAUCCGGCUUCCGAGAGGAAGAUUCUAGAAGAAAUAGAGCACGAGUUUGGUAAAAGAAACUGGAGGUGUUUCACUGCGCAGGACUCGCAGAAGCUGGUAUACCUGCAUGGAGCACUCUGCGAGUCGCUGCGGCUGUUUCCGCCGGUGGCGCUGGAGCAUAAGGCUCCGGUGAGGCCGGAUGUCCUGCCGAGCGGGCACCCCCUGGGGCGUAACGGGAAGCUGAUCAUAUCAUUUUAUUCGGUGGGGAGAAUGGAGAGUGUGUGGGGGAAGGACUGCUUGGAAUUCAAGCCGGAGAGAUGGAUCACGAGCAAAGGAGGGCUGAGGCACGAGGCGUCGUACAAGUUUCCGGCGUUCAACGCGGGGCCGAGGAUGUGCCUGGGGAAGGAGAUGGCGUUCAUACAGAUGAAGAUGGUGGCGGCCGCAAUUAUGCGCCGCUACCAUGUCCGAUUAGUUGAGGGUCAUCCAGUAUGUCCUCGUGAGUCGAUCAUACUCCAAGCCAAGCACGGACUCAAGGUGAACUUGUCUAAAAGAAAUUGAUAAUUAAUUAUCUUAAUCUAAGUGUGACAGCCAUCUUAAUAUGAUGUUUAACUCCUCCAAAGUUUGGUUUUACACAGCCACGUUUAUCGUUAUUGCAUGUUACUACAAUGUCUGGCUUCUUACGCCACUCAAGCGUUAAACUUUUUUUUCAUAAAGUUAACAA